Messenger RNA from Sphenostylis stenocarpa, 291 nucleotides. The record is from the annotation of a GenBank genome assembly. NCBI's taxonomy places the organism in Eukaryota, Viridiplantae, Streptophyta, Magnoliopsida, Fabales, Fabaceae.
AUGAGUAAGCAAAACCCGACCACACCAAUCGGAGCGGAUGAAGUGAUGAGUGAUGAUGAUAUUUACGGGAAAGCAUGUCCUGCCCUUUGUUUCUUUCCCUUUGGAGUUGAGAAUUCUCUUUUCAUCACUCACUUCACCACAGCAAAACCACACCCAUCUCUUUCUUCCUUCCCACCAUCAUGGACUUGGACUUCAGGGCUUCCACUAUUCAUUCCUCCUACCACUUCCCCUCUCUCCAAGCUUCUCGCGUUCACACUGGUUCUCUUUUUAUGGGAACUUGGGAUUGAUUAG